Molecule: messenger RNA, 3277 nt
Organism: Papilio xuthus (Asian swallowtail)
Lineage: Eukaryota; Metazoa; Arthropoda; Insecta; Lepidoptera; Papilionidae
Gene: Srrm1
Product: Serine-arginine repetitive matrix 1
Exons: 15
Coding region: 215-3136 (973 amino acids)
Biological process (GO): regulation of mRNA splicing, via spliceosome
Cellular component (GO): spliceosomal complex
Molecular function (GO): RNA binding
Source: RefSeq, a predicted model, not a curated record
CACAUUGUUAAAUCGUUGUUCUUGUGAUUUCUGUGCAAGUAGUUUUAAAACAAAAUGGAUUUUUUCUUUAGAAGAAUAUUCAGCAUUAAAGUUAUUUAAAGGACUACAAUAACACUAGAUAGUAUUAAUAAAACAAUUUGUGGCGGCUUACGCCUUUUCACAGGCUUCACGGAGUCUUUGCUUCUAGUUUUAUUGAUUUUACAUAUUGUUAAAAAUGAUGAUGUACACGGGAACCAGCACCGAGCAGGACACCCGCUUCAGUGACAAGGAGAAGAAGCUGAUGAAGCAGAUGAAGUUUGGAGAUUGCUUGACUCAACAGGUGGACAUGUCGAAGGUGAAACUGGAUGUGCUGAAGCCAUGGAUCACGCAGAAGAUCACUGAAAUUCUCAAGAUGGAAGAUGAUGUAGUCAUCGAUUAUGUCAACAAUCAACUUGAAGAGAAGUUCCCUUGUCCAAAGAAAAUGCAGAUUAACUUGACGGGAUUCCUGAACGGCAAGAACGCGCGGCUGUUUAUGGGCGAGCUGUGGGAGUUGUUGCUGAGCGCGCAGGCUAGCGAAAACGGCAUCCCAGACAGCUUCACGCAGCAGAAAAAAGAAGAGAUCAAGAAGAGAAUGGAGGAGCAAAAGGACAAGGAGAAGGAUCGCCGGCGGUCACGGUCACGGUCGCGCAGCCGCCGCAGGUCCCGUGAACGUCGCCGUUCGCGUACAAGGUCCCGCGAUCGCUCCAGCGAUAGGAAAAAACAUGUUAGCAGGCAUCGCAACGGCGGCAGUCCGCGCCGCUCUCGCCGCCGCAGUCGCAGCCGCAGUCACAGCCGCAGCCGCAGCCGUGACCGCAGCCCCGCCCACAACACCAGCGCCAGCGCCAGCGCCAACACCUCCAACAUUGACGACAUUAAACUACCCGACCCUAAAGAAAAUGGCAAGUCACCAGAGAAGAAAGAAGAGAAGGAGAAGGUAGAGGAUGACCACAACGAUUCUGUAGAGAAUGUAAAAGAUGACAAACCCGAGGAAGCGCCAAAGGAGGAGAAGACCGAAGAGGAUGGUCACAAAUCUAGAUCAGCUUCACCCGCUAAAUCGACCGGUGGCGGUGCUGAGAAGGAAGCUGAGGCGAAACCUCCAGAGAAAACUAGACACUCGUCGAGCGAGAGACGCUCAUCUUCGGCCUCGUCUCUAGCGGUCAACGCCGGACCACACGGGGUAUCGGCCACUAAUGGCAGCGCUAAGAAGAGAUCGUCGCACAAGAAGCGGCAGUACCGCUCCAACCGCGACUCCUCCACCAGCGUCAGCCCGCGUCGCAGCUCGCGCAGGGAAAGGAGUAAAUCUAGGCGCCGCAGUCGUCGCCGGUCCGUCGACCGCCGCGAGAGGGAGCGCGAGCGUGAGCGCGAACGCGAGAGGGAAAGAGAGAGGGAGCGUCGUCGCCGCGAGAGAGACAGGCGCGACAGGUCCCGAGAGCGUCGUCGAUCGCUCGAGAGACGUAGACGGUCACGAACGCGCUCUCGACGACGUUCAAGAGACAGGUCCCGUGAUCGCCGUCGCUCCCGCUCCCGCAAGCGUUCUCGCUCGCACCGCCGCUCCGGCAGGCGUUCCCGUGACCGCCGCUCCCGGGACCGACGCUCCAGGGAUCGCCGCUCCAGGGACAGGUCCAGGGAAAGAAAAUCGCGUGAUCGUACUAGAGACAGAAGAUCGAAGGAGAGGAAGUCUCGUGACAGAAGGUCCAGUGACAUCAUUAAAGAACGCUUGGAAAAAUCUGUGUCUAUACCAAGAAAAGAGAACUUUGAUAAACUACCGAAGCCAACUGAACGUACCUCCAUCCCACCCGAACAAACCUCGAAGGAGCAUGUUUCGAGUUCAAGUCGAGAAUCGUCGGUUGCAAAUGACAAAUCAGCUGCGAUUAAUGACAGCCGACCUAAACCAUCUCAAGUUUCGGAUGACGAGGACCGGGAAGAUUUUCUACCCAUCCCGAACACAAGGGAAUAUUCUAAGAGUUUGUCUCGUACCCCAUCACCUUACUUAAGAAAACUCGAAGUUGAAGGUAAUAAAAAAUCUGAUAGAUCCGCGGAUGACGCAUCAGGAAAAGAACAAAAUGAAGAAGAAACUAAAACGCAGGAACCUAAAAAGUCAAAGCGAAAAGCCCACCAAUCGGACAGUGAAAGCGAAACUAGUGAGGAAGUUGCUAAAGCUAAGAAUAAGCCGAAGCUUAAGCGGAAGGAGAAAACUACAUCAAAGAGAGCUAAAAAACCUAAAAAAGAAAGCUCUUCUAGUGACAGUGACUCGGAAGAUUCAUCUUCGAGUGACUCCGAAGAUGAUAGGAAGAAGAAAAGCAAGAGAAGCGCUAAAAAGAAACUAGCAAAGAAAUCUAAAAAGAAGCGCACUCGGUCUUCAAGCUCGGAAUCCAGCUCAGAAGAGGAGGUCAAACACAAGAGUUCAAAAUCAAAACAAAAGAACAUUCCAGAAGAAUCUGAUUCUGAGAAAAAGCCGAAAAAGAGGACCAAGGAAGCAAGUAUGGAUCGCUCAAAAAUUGAAAAGCUAGACAGUAAACAGUCAAAGUUGAAAAAAACUGACAAUUCAGAGGAUUCCCAUGACGAUAGUUCAGACAGUGAUGCUAAAUCUAAUAAGAAAAAAGUUGCUAAACAUGAUUCUAGUAGCUCGGAGAAAGAAAUAAAACGUAAGAAACUGGAAUCGGUGAAAGAAAAAGGCGUUUCUCCCGAAAAUAUCAAGCCUCGCAAGGGCGAGGAGAAGUCUGUCAGAGCAAAGCAUGUGGACGAAACGAAGUCCAAAUCUCGCGAUGACAAUGAAAAGAAAGGUAAAAAACGAGAGAAGGAAGAAUCUUCAUCUGAUAGUGAUCAUGUAUCGAAAAAGAAACCUAGAAAGAAAGUUUCUGAUUCCGAAUCGGAUUCUGAGAGCGAUGAACCCAAGAAAUCUAAGAAAACUAAAAAGCAUAAGAAACAUUCGAAGAAACAUAAGAAACACAAGAAACAUAAGAAAUCAUCGAAGAAGAAGGAUGAUUCUUCUGAUAGCGAGGAAGGUGAAGAGGAAGAAGAGGAAGGAAGAGUAAACAAUGAAGACCUGGAGAAGAAGUUACGCGAAAGAGCGUUGAAAUCUAUGAAGAAGCAGGCGAGUGCUUCCGGGUCCGAUUAGAAAACCUCUUUCGUAACAUUUUCGUGUAAGUUUUCAAUUUGAAUGUUUUAAUUUUACGGUAUGUAACAAUUUAAGAUACUAUGGCAUAUAAUUUACAUAAUACGUGGAUGUCUUAUUGUUAGUAAUAAAAUUUUAAACAUU